Scleropages formosus (Asian bonytongue) is the source of this 4484-nucleotide messenger RNA. It is a transcript of the gene ganabb, whose product is annotated as glucosidase II alpha subunit b. The record is from RefSeq and is a predicted model, not a curated record. Bases 32 to 2833 code for a protein of 933 amino acids. NCBI's taxonomy places the organism in Eukaryota, Metazoa, Chordata, Actinopteri, Osteoglossiformes, Osteoglossidae. Gene Ontology annotation, cellular component: glucosidase II complex. Gene Ontology annotation, biological process: N-glycan processing; carbohydrate metabolic process. The transcript is spliced from 24 exons. Gene Ontology annotation, molecular function: carbohydrate binding; glucan 1,3-alpha-glucosidase activity.
GGGCGGGCUAAAUAAUCCGAGCUGAACCAAGAUGGCUGCUUUCACGGGGAGGAUGGGGGCUCUCUCUCUGGGGUGGUUUGCCCUCUGCCUUGGUGUCGCCGUGGCUGUCGACAGAGGCAACUUUAAAACCUGCGAGCAGAGCGCCUUCUGCAAGCGUCAGAGGGCCAUGAAGGCGGGCCAGUCUCCGUACAGGGCCCUGCUGGACACUCUGGAACUAAGUGACUCGCGGGUCACACUGCAGCUCAUCAAUGAUAACAACAAGGUGCACUUGCUGCUGGAGCUCUACCGUCUGCAAGGCAACAUGACCCGGGUGAAGAUAAACGAGCUUAAGCCGCUCAAGCCGCGCUUUGAGGUCCCCGACGUCCUCAUUGCUGACCCACCCACUGAACCCCUCUCGGUGGUCUCCCGGGAUGAAAACGGUGUUGUUCUCUCACUGGGAGAUGAGGCGCGACGGCUCAUCGUCAGCGCUCAGCCCUUCCGCCUGGACAUCGUAGAGGGUCCACAGGUGCUGCUGUCCCUGAAUUCGCGUGGCCUGUUGGCCUUUGAGCAUCUGCGCCCGCGCAAGGACACUCAGGCAGAGGUACCGGAGAAGACGGAGGAUGCUGCAACUACAGAGCAGCCUGUAGUGGAGAAGGCACCAGAUGGAGGGAGUGAGGAUGAUAAUCAGCCAGGCUUGUGGGAGGAGACGUUCAAGUCACACACUGACAGCAAACCCAAUGGACCCACGUCUAUCAGUUUGGAUUUCUCCCUUCCUGGAGUGGAGCAUGUGUAUGGCAUCCCAGAGCAUGCUGAUAACCUCAAACUCAAGUCCACAGAUGGUGGGGACCCCUAUAGGCUAUAUAAUCUGGAUGUGUUCCAGUAUGAGCUAUACAACCCUAUGGCACUAUAUGGUGCAGUGCCUGUACUCCUAUCCCAUAACGCUCAGAGAACCAUGGGCAUCUUCUGGUUCAAUGCUGCUGAGACAUGGGUAGACAUCAGCUCCAACACUGCAGGGAAGACGGUGUUUGGAAAGAUGCUGGACUAUGUUCAGGGAGCCAGCGAGACACCCCAGACAGACAUUCGCUGGAUCUCAGAAAGUGGCAUCAUUGAUGUGUUCAUUAUGCUUGGGCCAAAGCCUGCUGAUGUCUUCACCCAGUAUGCCUCCCUCACAGGCACCCAGUCCUUCCCACCCCUCUCUGCUUUGGCGUACCACCAGUGCAGAUGGAACUAUAAUGACCAGGAGGAUGUGCGCGCUGUGAACCAGGGUUUUGAUGAGCAUGACAUCCCCUGUGACUUCAUUUGGCUGGACAUUGAGCACACAGAUGGCAAGCGAUAUUUCACUUGGGAUCCCAGCAAGUUCCCCAAGCCCCUCGAGAUGUUGCAGGACCUCACGGACAAAAGACGGAAGAUGGUGGCCAUUGUAGACCCCCACAUCAAGGUGGACAGUGGGUACAAAAUCCACAGUGAGCUUCGCUCCAAGAACUUGUACGUGAAGAACAAGGAUGGCGCAGACUACGAAGGCUGGUGCUGGCCAGGAAAUGCUGGCUACCCUGACUUUAUAAGGCCUGACACGAGAGCGUGGUGGGCCAGCAUGUUUGCCUAUGACCAGUAUGAGGGCUCCACGGAGAACCUGUACACCUGGAAUGACAUGAACGAACCCUCUGUGUUCAAUGGGCCUGAAGUGACCAUGCACAAGGAUGCUGUCCAUGGGGCCUGGGAGCACCGAGACCUCCACAAUCUCUAUGGUUUCUAUGUGCAAAUGGCUACUGCUGAGGGGUUGAUCCAGCGCUCGGAGGGCAAAGAGAGACCCUUUGUCCUCACCAGGGCCUUCUUUGCUGGAUCUCAGCGCUAUGGUGCGGUUUGGACAGGAGACAAUGCUGCAGAGUGGGAUCACCUGAAGAUCUCCAUUCCCAUGUGCCUGAACCUGAACCUGGUUGGGAUCUCCUUCUGUGGAGCUGACGUUGGUGGCUUCUUCAAGUCCCCCAGCACGGAGCUGCUGGUGCGCUGGUACCAAGCUGGUGCGUACCAGCCCUUCUUCCGGGCCCACGCGCACAUGGACACCCCACGGCGUGAGCCCUGGCUCUUUGGGCCUGAGAACACUGCACUGAUCCGUGAGGCGAUCCUCCAGCGCUAUGCCCUACUUCCCUACUGGUAUCAGCUCUUCUACCAUGCUUACCUCACUGGACAGCCUAUAAUGAGACCUCUGUGGGUGGAGUAUCCUGGUGACGCUUCUACUUUUGCUAUGGAUGACCAGUACCUGCUAGGGCGAGAUUUGUUAGUCCACCCUGUGACUGAGGAGGGUGCAAGAGGGAUCACAGCAUACCUGCCAGGUCAAGGAGAGGUAUGGUAUGAUGUCCAUACCUUCCAGAAACACAACGGUGCCCAGAACCUCUACAUUCCUGUCACAAUCAGCUCUAUCCCAGUGUUCCAGCAUGGUGGAUCCAUCAUCCCCAAGAAGCUGCGUAUACGAAGGUCUUCCUCCUGCAUGGAAAAUGACCCAUACACCUUCAUUGUAGCCCUCAGUCCCCAGAGGACAGCAGAGGGAGAGCUCUACAUAGAUGAUGGGCACACUUUCAGCUACAGGACUGAGAAGAAGUUCAUCCACAGGCGCCUGACUUUCGCUAACAACACACUCACCUCUCGCAAUCUUGCACUUGAUUCCCAGUUCUCCACGCCUUCCUGGAUUGAGAGAGUGGUGAUCCUGGGAGCACAGAAGCCCAACAAAGUUACUCUGAGGAUGGCUGAUGGUGCAGAGUCAUCUUUGGAUUUUGAGUUUGAUACGGCCAUGUCAGUGUUAACCCUUCGGAAGCCAGGCAUGAAUGUUGGGGCUGACUGGAGCAUCCUGCUGCAGUGACACCAACAGCUAUGCUCACAGCUGGUGUCGGAGAACUCUGACACUGGAACCCACUGGCACAGAUCAACCAUGACAAGACUGCACUGACACAGCACACAAAGGAAACAUACAUACACACACAUACAGAUAAGAUUCUGGGUAACACACAUCCAACAUGCUGUAUGGGAACAGAAAAAGAAAUUGGGGUACAUGAGAGAAGGUCACUGACUGCCUCUUUGUUCCCUACAUUUCUAUGAAUUAUACAGGGUGUUUCAUACACCUUUUUCCCAGGAUUGAAACAGUUUGCGGAUAACUGACAAUUUCUAAAUGUGGAUUUAAAAAAGAAAAUUGUGUUCGGUUUGAGUUCACAUAAGAUACCAUACACUUUAACAAACACACACAGCGACAAUUCCAGAAAAACCUGCACGAUGUGAUCCCCUUCUUCAGAAAUCUCCUCUGAGUAGGAACACCUUUAGAGGGAAGAAUUGUUAAAACAGAAGGAAAACCAAACAUUUUCGUAUCCCAUUCCAUGUAUUUCAGCUCGGAAUUUAAUAGUUUUGAAGGAUCAAAGAACAUUUAAAUCAAUUGAGAAAACCGAAAAGGUAAUUUUAAGACUUUAUUUGACCAGUUUUGAAUACUACUGAGGACGGCUGGUUAUGAGCUGCUGCCUAACCCCUUAGUGAAGACGACCUACAAAAAUGGUUUUAUAUAAUUUUGCUUGCUGAAUCAUGGAACAUAUGAAUCCAGAAAGUAGUUAACAUCUACAAAAAUGUACAGUUCAGUAAGAGGUUAAUGCAGAACUAAAUUUUCCCUUGUGGUAUCAUUGAAGUAGAUGAAUUAAAUAGAUUUGAAGGGUUUAGUAGUCAGAUCCAGUUCAAUGUGAGACAGUGCUGGCUGCACACCGCAUACCUAUCUUUAAACAAAGCUCACAAAGGACUUGUCCUAGAAGUCAGUCCACUUACAGGAAGACCAAACCAGUAGUGAAAUUUAUUCUGACCAGCAAUGUUUUUUUUUUUUUUUUUUUUUUGUCUUCUUUCAUGUUUUGUUUUUUGUUUCAUUUUGAUAUACUUGAUUACAGAAAGUUCUUGAGCCUUCCAGUUUGCUGUGCUUGUUCUAUGUUUUUGGGACAGAUGUUGGUCCCAACUUGAGUUUUUGCCCAAAUGUAUGAGUUAGGAACGUGGGUAUAACACUGGUCUAUAAUGAUAUUAGAGAAAAUUGUCAUGUGCUCUACAUAUGUCUAACUUGACUAUGGACAAAAAUGGCCAUAUUCCAUUCAUCUUUGAGGCAUUAAAAGCUGCAGGUGCUCUGGGACUGGAGUGACUGAGAGGCCUCAUUGUGAUCAUGUGACUGUGAAUUAAAUCACCACUCCUUGUGAAGUCCAUAAGGACUUUUGGAUUCUGUUAGUCUUACAGUUCAACAUUUCUCCUCAAACAUGUAAAACAGUGGCUUUGAGAUGUGUACUUAUUGAGAUGGAACUGCAGCAAAUGUUAGAGCCAGUGUUAAAGUUUUAAUGAUGUCUUCAAAAGCAAUGUUAUGUUUUAGUGUAAUGCGAUUUGUUCAUAACAGAUUAUUUCAAUUGUGAAAUUAUUUCAUGACUAAAUUGUUUAAAAAGGAUUCUAAAGGAUUUUUUUUUUUCCCAAAAAUGGAUUUAAAAUUGACAAAUGUGUAAGGG